Molecule: messenger RNA, 282 nt
Organism: Baudoinia panamericana UAMH 10762
Lineage: Eukaryota; Fungi; Ascomycota; Dothideomycetes; Mycosphaerellales; Teratosphaeriaceae
Exons: 2
Coding region: 1-282 (93 amino acids)
Biological process (GO): protein import into mitochondrial matrix
Cellular component (GO): PAM complex, Tim23 associated import motor
Molecular function (GO): ATPase activator activity
Source: RefSeq, a predicted model, not a curated record
AUGGUGCUACAGGGUCGCGCAGGUCUAGUAGCCCUCCGACGAUACCGUGGCGGCACCAACUCCCUUGGGCGAGCAUUCUACAAGGGCGGCUUCGAAAAGCAGAUGAACAGACGGGAAGCGGCCUUGAUACUGGAGACACCUGAACGGGGCGUAACAAAGGAAAUACUACGGAAGAAGCACCGACAGAUGAUGCUUCUCAACCACCCGGAUCGAGGCGGCAGCCCUUACCUGGCGACGAAGAUCAAUGAAGCGAAAGAGUUUCUCGAAAAGGGGGCGCAAUAA